UGCGAAACUCCAAAACUCCUCUGCCACUCGUUGAGUCACACUGAUAACAGUUGCAUGGGUGAAUAGAAUAUUUGGGUCAUUCAUUGAUCAAUCAUCAUGACAACUAUUCAUCUUUCUUCCACUACGUCUUCUCUCUUCAAAUCUAAUAAUCUCAAUAAUCUCUCUUCCUCAAAUUUCAUCUCAUUUCAUUCUAUUAAGCAUCCAUCCAAACGCGUCCCCCAAAUAACCUCAUCCAACCAGUCUCCCACUCUCGGAAAUGAUUACUACACAAACUCUUCUUCGCUUUAUGGUACGUGGCGAACAGGGGAAGGAUCAGAUGAACGAACUAAAACGAAGAUCGUGUGCACGAUUGGUCCAUCUACUAGCUCACGUGACAUGAUUUGGAAACUGGCUGAAACUGGAAUGAAUGUGGCGCGUUUGAACAUGUCACACGGGGACCACACUUCCCAUCAGAAAGCUAUUGAUUUUGUUAAACAAUACAAUUCUCAGUUUCAAGAUAGAGUUAUUUCCAUCAUGCUUGACACCAAGGGUCCUGAAGUUAGAAGUGGGGAUGUGUCACAACCAAUUUUACUCAAAGAGGGGCAAACAUUCAAUUUUACCAUUAACAGGGGGGUUAGCACUCAAGAUACUGUUAGUGUCAAUUAUGAUGAUUUUGUUAAUGAUGUCGAGGUUGGAGACGUUCUUCUAGUAGAUGGAGGAAUUAUGUCUCUUGUUGUUAAGUCAAAGACAAAAGACUUGGUUAAAUGUGAAGUUAUUGACGGUGGAGAAUUGAAAUCUAGGCGUCAUUUGAAUGUUCGCGGAAAAAGUGCAACACUUCCUUCCAUAACUGAAAAGGACUGGGAAGAUAUCAAGUUUGGGGUAGACAAUGAAGUUGACUUCUAUGCUGUUUCAUUUGUUAAGGAUGCUAGAGUGGUUUAUGAGUUAAAAGAAUAUCUCAAAAGACACAAUGCUGAUAUACAUGUGAUUGUAAAAAUUGAAAGUGCAGAUUCCAUACCAAAUCUUCAUUCCAUACUUUCAGCUUCAGAUGGGGCAAUGGUUGCUCGUGGGGACCUUGGAGCUGAACUUCCGGUUGAAGAAGUUCCUCUACUGCAGGAGGACAUCAUUAGAAGAUGCCACAGAAUGCAAAAGCCAGUUAUUGUGGCAACAAAUAUGCUUGAAAGCAUGAUUAUUCAUCCCACACCAACUAGGGCGGAAGUCUCAGACAUUGCAAUUGCAGUAAGACAAGGGGCUGAUGCUGUCAUGCUUUCAGGAGAAACUGCACAUGGAAAAUAUCCAUUGAAAUCUGUUAAGGUUAUGCAUGCGGUGGCUCUAAGGAAUGAAUCCAGUGUUUUAAGAAGUGAUUCUUAUCCAAAUCAUUUGAGCUUCCACAAGAGCCAUAUGGGAGCAAUGUUUGCCUUCCAUGCAACAAUUAUGUCUAAUACUCUGAAUACUCCUAUUAUCGUGUUCACCAGAACUGGGUCCAUGGCUAUUCUUUUGAGUCAUUAUAGGCCCCACUCAACAAUAUUUGCAUUCACAAAUGAAGGAAGGAUUAAGCAGAGGUUGGGACUUUAUCAUAGUGUUAUGCCUAUAUACAUGCAAUUUUCAAAUGAUGCUGAGGAGACCUUUGCUAGAGCUCUCAAAUUACUAUUGAUUAAAGGUCACUUAAACGAGGGACAAUAUGUUACCCUUGUUCAAAGCGGUGCACAACCAAUCUGGCGUGAGGAAUCCAUUCACCACAUACAAGUUCGCAAGGUUCAUGGAUAAUAUUGUUGUUUAAAGAGUCUUUCUUUCUCACGAGUGUGCAAUAGCCUUUUCUUUUCCUCUCUCACUUGUAACUAAGUCUUGCUAUGAAUCAUAGUUUUGAUCGUUAUUAUGCAUGUGAGACAACAUGUUGAAUAGUUUAGGAGCUUUUGUAAUGCAAAUAAUGAUUUGUUUAUGAGAAUUGACUAUGGUUUUGAUGAAUUGUUUUUAUUUUA
This is a messenger RNA of Medicago truncatula (barrel medic), 1955 nucleotides long. RefSeq names its product pyruvate kinase isozyme G, chloroplastic. Gene Ontology annotation, biological process: glycolytic process. The record is from RefSeq and is a predicted model, not a curated record. Bases 97 to 1743 code for a protein of 548 amino acids. Gene Ontology annotation, molecular function: potassium ion binding; magnesium ion binding; pyruvate kinase activity. The transcript is spliced from 12 exons. NCBI's taxonomy places the organism in Eukaryota, Viridiplantae, Streptophyta, Magnoliopsida, Fabales, Fabaceae.